Molecule: messenger RNA, 1477 nt
Organism: Baudoinia panamericana UAMH 10762
Lineage: Eukaryota; Fungi; Ascomycota; Dothideomycetes; Mycosphaerellales; Teratosphaeriaceae
Exons: 2
Coding region: 312-1190 (292 amino acids)
Source: RefSeq, a predicted model, not a curated record
CUCUGCCCUCACCGGGGGUGCCGCGUGCUUCGUCCGUGAGCAUCGUGCGUACUAUUUCGUCGCCUCCUCUCUGACACGAACGGAGCAAUUUGUAGCAGCAAUGGUAAGGAAGCGUAAAUAUAAAGCUCUGCAUCUUAUCCCUCACUGUCCACUCUCCACACCUCUCCAAGCAAAACAGCAGCCAGCGGCAAUCAUACCACAUCCAAUCAACGGUACUCACAUACUCAACUUCCUUGUUCAUCGUGUAAAAGCCGAGUGCGGACUCUGGCAACAUUUCUCACCACAUCCAACACCACUACCAGUUCACUCCAAUGGCGCCAAGCAAGGAGUUCACCCCCCUCGUGCCGCCAAAGGACGUGCGACCACGCUCUGCUUUCUUCGGGCCCUCAGGUCGUAAGAACAUGCUUCGCGACCAGCUCACGAUCACCAGCUGGCUCGCCCUUGGCGCCCUAAUCCAAGGCCUCGCCUUCCUCGUCCUCGGCCGCCUUGCCCUUCUUCCCGCCGCGGCACUUGUCUUCUACCGCGUCUUCGUAAUAUACGCCCAGUCCGUCGGCUGGCUCCACAACACCUUCAUGGAUGGGGUUAUCAUGUCCAAGUUCUCGAGCCAGCUGCCGGACGAGAACGGGAAGUACGGCUCCGUGCCCGCCAAGGACGAUGUUGUCGUCUUCCUCAUCGGGACCAGAUUCAACCACCCCCUCGGCCUACUUGCCCCGGGUGUGCGAGAGUUUGGCGGCUUCAUGAGUAGCAUGAUCGAUCAACUCGACAAGGAAGGCUUUGAAGACUACCUGGGCUCGACGAGCUGGCUCAACGCGGGUACGCGCGAUACGAGCAACGAGUUGCUCAUCGUGCAGUACUGGCGCUCAACUGAAGGGCUGCACAAGUACGCCAACGGCCCACUUCACCGGGAAAGCUGGGACUGGUUCAACCGCAACACAAAGGCCUACCCGCAUCUUGCCAUCUACCACGAAACCUUCAAGGCGCCCGCCGGCAACCACGAGACCAUCUACUUGAACUCCCAUGCCUCGCAUCUGGCUAGCACAACUACCAAGGUGUGGGAAAAUGGGGAGGAGAAGUGGGCAAGCCCCAUGGUGGAUGCAUCACGAGGGCUUUUGCGCACCCACCUUGGCCGGAUGACUCGCGGCACGGGUGAGGAGCAUGCCGAAAGGGGAGUGAAGACGAUCUAUGAGUAAUGUUGUCUGAGAAAGGUUGGCUUGGGGCUCGGUCGGCAUGGCAUGGCUUGGCUUUGAGAAGCAUCGGCUACGGGGAAGGUGUGGUAAGAUUCAACUGUGAGCGAGCUUUUAGUUGAUGCAUAGCGUUUGCCCGAACAGUAGUGGGAUACAGGUAUGAUUUUAUGGUCAUUGCAUUCUACUGUUCUACUAGCUCACCUCACUCCGCCUCGCCUAUCAGCGAAACGCAUGCAUCAAGCACUAAUAGCGGACUCUUGUAUGACGAGUGCAACACAUGCCUCAUUUUUGCU